AAUUCUUAUUCCGAAUAAAAAAAAAAUUUUCGCAAUGUCUUUUCGUCCACCACCAUACCGAGGAUAUGGUCAUUAUUAUUAUUCAUAUGUUCAAGAUGGGACGCAUCGAACGAUUAUAAUAGAUGAAGAUUCAAACGUUCCGUUUGAUAAUACGAGACCAACUCAUUAUUAUAGUUAUAGUGGCUAUACGAAUGAUUAUGGUCAUACGAAUAGUUAUACGAAUUAUGAUGAUGCGAAUACCGAGAAUAGGUUGGCGGCGCAGCAGCCUUUUCCUAAUUAUCGUCCAUUUAUGGGUAAUUCAUUCUUUAAUAGCAAUGGAUGGCAUCAACCUGGAUGGCAACAUCCUGAUAUUCCAUGGAAAGGUCCAAAAGAAUUUGUAAUCGACCCUAAUGAAUUCAAUAACCUUGAAUUAAUCGUGUCGGGUAGCGCUCAUGGAAAUUUACUUGUAACACGAUCAUCAAAUAAUACAUCAUCGAUUAAAGUUAAAACACAAAUAUUACUCAGUGACGAAAUUUUACAAGACAAAGUUGAAAUAUUGGUAUCUGAUGAUUCACCAAAUUAUAUUCUUCAAGUGAAAACUCCUGAAUUUUGUGGUUUUCCGAAUUGUGUAUUAACAAAUAUUGACAUCACGUUCCCAAGAGAUUUAAAAGGAUUUGGUAAAUUUUCUAUUAACGUUAUUAACCUUAAUAUUAAUGAUGAUGAUUUGAAAAAUAUCACAUUUGAUAACGUUGAUUGGAAAUUAAAUCCUUCUAUAAAUGUUAAGGGUUUAAAAUCACGCGAAAUUAGUGUUAAAUCUCGGGGUCAAAUAUCUGGAAACUAUUAUAUUGAUGAUUCUCUUUUACUUGAAACUAGUAAUUCUCAAAUAAAUGCUACCACUAAUUCUUUUUCUGAUUCGACACCAAAAUCAAUUAAACUCGUCACAUCUAAUGCAGCUAUUCGAGGAUCUUUUCCUUUAGCGCUAUUAUUUAAGGCUCAUACAUCAAAUAGUGGUAUAGAUUUAAACAUAGCAAGAGCAUCUCAAAACAAUUCCGGUAAAAUUAUUUUAGGUACGAGCAAUGGAAAAAUUAAUGGUGUAUAUGAUGUUGAUGGUGAAUGGCAUGCUUCAACAAGCAAUGGUAAUAUUAAUGCUAAAUUAAAUCUCGUUAAUUCAUCUGAGCUUGUUCGAAUAUCUGGAAUGACAUCAAACGGAAAGAUUAAUACUUUAGUUUCUGACUUAUAUAAAGGUCGAUUUAAUUUGCAAACUUCUAAUGGAAAAUCCGCAAUUGAAGGAAGUCAUGACCAGAUAAAUUAUAACGUCAAUACUAGUUCAUCAAAAAGUGGUUAUAAGGGUGAAAAUAACAAUAAUGAACUUACAUUACGUAGUUCAAAUGGUAAAAUUGAUUUAGAAUUUUUUUAAGAAUUAAAUAUUAAUAUUUUAUUAUUUCAAUACUUCAUUAUUUAUAAUUUUAUUGCAUAUCAUUACAUUAUUGUGUUUGCAUUACAUUAGAAUGUAAAUAAAUCUAGAUUUUCAUACUAAUAAUGUAAUUAUUUAUAUACAUAUAUACCAUUUCUGUAUAUACAAUUUU
Messenger RNA from Rhizophagus irregularis DAOM 181602=DAOM 197198, 1565 nucleotides. RefSeq lists its product as uncharacterized. The record is from RefSeq and is a predicted model, not a curated record. NCBI's taxonomy places the organism in Eukaryota, Fungi, Glomeromycota, Glomeromycetes, Glomerales, Glomeraceae.